AUGCCUGUAUGGCUUAUAUUGACAGAUUUGUUGACGGGCUGCAAUACAUCUGAAGAGAUUCAAGUGAUUGCCCUCGAGAACCAACAAGCAUUCCUAAAUUGCCCAGGAUGUGAAGAUGCAGUUUCUGAAAAUUGGAAGUUUGUGACUCUGGAUAAUGAGGUUAGGCGCUUUUUGUGGAGGAAAACAAGAGAAGAUCGUUGCAAACGUUUCAAAGAUGUGAAGGUCAGUGACAGCGGAACAUAUACUUGCUCAUUAGAAGAUGAAAAAGGAAAUGUGAGAGAUAUAAAAAUGUUUCUCAUGGUUUUGGGACCCAGAGAUGAGCCGGUUUUAGAGUUGAGCAUGAAUUUAAGUAAAGCAGUGAGGCCAGGACAUGUAACUAUGAAGUGGACAGUCUCAAAUAUGAGACCUCGUCUGAACAGAAUGGCCAUAUUGCAAAGUUACCGUCUCGAAGAUGGCUCAACACUCGAUCUGGCGGUGCAUGUGAACAGUACCACGGACACAAAUGGAACAGCUGUUUAUGCUGUUGACCCUUCAAAAGACAAUGGAAAGAACAGAUACGCCAAGCUUGAAUUUCAUUAUCCAGGCGGAUACGAAACUUCUAUUCAGCGAGGGCCCGUACACAUGACGUACGAAGAAAUGAAAGUGGUCAACAUUGAAUUUACUGAGCAACUUGAUAAAGUGAUUCUUAAGUGGUCCACUACUGGAAGAUUCGAGAAUGAAAAGCCUACUUUUUCUGUAAGCAUUUUCAAACUUGAGAGCAAGAUGAUUGAGACGCAACAGAAAACAGAGGAAACUACGACAGACAUUCAAAUCACAAAAAGGCCGUGGAAUUUUUUGCUGGAAAUAUUGCCAUCAGCGGGUGAUUACACUGGUAUAAAAGGGGAGAAGGAAAUUCGUCUAGCCGAAAGAGUACCCGACGUCUCUCCCACUGGAGUAAUUGUGCAGGUUUAUGCAUACAACCAAGUCUACGUCAAGUUUGAUCCAAUUCCAAACAUUCAGCUUUAUGGCGAAGACAAGGGUUGCAAGGUGGAAGUCUGUGAGAAACAAAGAUUACGAGAGUGCACUUCAGUCAGCGCUCCACCACGCGUUGGAGAAGUGAAGUUUGAAAGCCUAUCCGCAUCAAAAAUUUAUCAAGCAAGGGUAGCGUGCUCUACCAGCAUCGGAUUUGGACCAUCAAGCGACUGGACUACUAUCGAAUUUCCUGCAACAACUGCAAAAACAACAACGGAAGCCAAGAAAAAAACAACGAAGCCUUUGGCUAAAGAUGAUGGCCCAAUAGUGGAGUUGAACGUCAAUGAUGGCUUCAAGUUGGUGUUGGUAUGGAAAUUCAAAUCUGCAGAUGGGAAAACUUAUGACCUGAACCUAAUAAAAAGAUUUGAGCUGCUUCAGUUUACGAAGGAGACAAGUGCACAGGAUUACACAAGAAAAGUUCUUUCCAUUGAUCCAAAAUCCGAUCAAUUUACUAUAGGGCUCUCUCCAGCACUUCUUUUUUAUUUGGGUUGCUAUUACUUUGCAGUAAACGCUACGCUUAAGGACAAUCGUAAUGUUUACGAGCGCACAGAAGAAAAGUGUUAUGGUUUUACUUCUCUUUCUUAUCUUGUGUGCUUCAUUAUUGCUGGUGUAAUAGUAGUUCUUUCCUGUAUAGCUCUUUGGUGCUGCAUAAACAGUAAGAAAAGAGUAAGCUGUUCAGAUUUACACUGCAUUAAUCAUCGCCAUAAAUUGUUAGUAUUCUGUUGA
Messenger RNA from Cylicocyclus nassatus, 1737 nucleotides. The record is from the annotation of a GenBank genome assembly. NCBI's taxonomy places the organism in Eukaryota, Metazoa, Nematoda, Chromadorea, Rhabditida, Strongylidae.